UUCCACUCGGAGCUGUUUUGCAGCAGCACACGUUCAAAAUGGCUUCCAAAGAGCGACCGGUCUGUCAAAUCUUCUCGUUCCAGGACUGUAAAGCCUCUCCCGACCCGGUCUUCGAGCUGCCCGCCGGCUGUCUGACUCCUACGCCGGCCCCGAUAGUGAUAGACAACGGCUCCUUCCAGACCCGGGCUGGCUGGGCGACACCAGGGGCCGAGUCCGACUCGCCGCGGCUUCUCUUCAGGUCGGUGGCGGCGCGCAGCAGAGGCGCCGCCCGCAGCGAGACGCAGAUCGGCAACGAGAUCCCCAAUCUGGAGCCGCUGCGGUGGCUGCUGAAGAGCCAGUUCGACCGGAACGUGGUGGUCAACUUCGAGAUCCAGGAGCUCAUGUUCGACCAUGUGUUCACACACCUGGGCAUCGCCUCUGAGGGCGGCGUGGAACACCCCCUCGUGCUCACCGAGGCGCCCUGCAACCCGCUGCACUGUCGGCAGAUGAUGUCGGAGCUUCUGUUCGAGUGCUACCGCGUCCCGCACGUCUCCUACGGCGUGGACGGCUUGUACAGUCUCUACCACAACAACGCUCAGAGGAACAUCCAGCCGCCGCCACACACUGGCAUCGUUUUGUCCUCGGGAUUCCACUGCUCACAGAUCCUGCCAGUUAUCAAUGGCAGGUUGGACGCGGUGAACUGUAAGCGUGUGAAUGUGGCGGGGAGCCAGUCCGCAUCCUACCUGCAGCGCCUCCUCCACCUGAAAUAUCCAGGUCACCUUGCCGCCGUCACGCUCAGCCGCAUGGAGGAGCUGCUGCACGAACACAGUUACACUGCCGUAGAUUAUCAUGAAGAGCUGGAAAAGUGGCGCAGCCCAGCGUUUUAUGAGCGCGAGGUUCAUCGCAUGCAACUUCCCUUCUCGGGUAAGGUGCCGGGCGGCUCUGUGAGUGUGGAGGAGAGGCAGGAGAGACGAGCUCAGCAGCUCCGACGCCUUCAGGAGAUCAACGCUCGCCGCCGGGAGGAGAAGCUGCUGCAGGACCAAGAGAGGCUGGACAGACUUAUGGCAGUACAGGAGCUGAUGGACGACGGCCUGUUGGAUCAGUUUCACAAGAGCCUGGUGGAGCUCAACAUGGACUCAGCUGAGGAGCUGCAGUCGUACAUCAACAAGCUGCAGCUGGCUGUGGAGCAGGGCAGACAGAAACUUCUGCACAGUGAUGGAGCGGAGGGGAAAAUUGAGGUGUCUGAGCUGGAUCAGCCGAUGGACGAGGGAGACGCGGUGACGCUGAUGGAUUCUGACUUUCCCGAGGACGUGCUGCCUGAAAAGCCUGCUAAUGUGGUUCAGCCCAUGUUCAGCGUGGCGGAGUACCAUCAGCUGUUCGUAGGGACCGAGCGUCUGCGCUGUCCAGAGAUCAUGUUCCAGCCGUCGCUGACCGGAGAGGACCAAAUGGGACUGAUGGAGACGCUGCAGUAUGUUCUGGCCAGGUAUACUCCAGAGCAGCAGGAGGCGCUGGUGAGCAAUGUGUUUCUGACGGGCGGGAACAUGCAGUACCCCGGGAUGAAGGAGCGAGUGGAGCGAGAGCUGCUCGCGAUGAGGCCCUUCCAGUCACACUUCAAGGUGACCAUGGCGUCGCAGCCGGCCCUGGGCGCCUGGUACGGGGCGAGAGACUGGGCUUUGGAGCAUCCCCCUGGAGGAGGAGCGGCAGAGGGAUGGAUCAGCAGACAGGACUAUGAGGAGAAAGGAGGCGAGUAUCUGAGUGAACACUGUGCCUCCAACGUCUUCAUUCCCCUGAAGAUUGUCAAACCGGUUCCUGCUCGCCCCGUGGAGCCCUCCUCCAGCAAUGCACUGACUUCAACUGGAGCUCCUGCUGCUGUCCCCACGGUUACGUCUGCGCCGAGUCCCUCCUCUUCUACUGUCGCUGCUGAUGUUUCUAUGGUUACCUCCUAAACUGAGGUCUCAGACAUCAUGAGUCUUAUUUUUGGAAGUGUUUUUAUUAUUUUCUGUGGUGAAUCCACUCUCAUUCAGUUUGACUUGUGUGCUUCUACAUCUGUUUCCGUUUCCAAUCUCGUCUUUCAACAUCGCCCAGACAGUAAAUCAGAGGACAAUAAGAUUGUCUGAAGGAGUAAAGAUAAAUUAGGUUAUUUUUGUUGUUGAUAUUUCAGAUUGCUGGGAAAUCUCCUGUCUACACAUGAUUGUCACUGCACAUGAAGUAUGUCAAUGUGGUCUGUUGAUGGCAUUUCUCUGUGGACAUAAUACACAUACACACAACGGUGUAAGAUCAGUAGUUAUAUAAAGGAAUUAAUUGAAAAUUAAUUAAUUAUUAUUUCUUUAUGUCCAGUAAUUGUAUUAACAUUUUAUGAGUGUUGAAUGAUGAACACACUUCCUGUCCUGUGCUUUCCGUCUGCAGGGAACCUCACCUCUGAACACUUGUAUUAUCAUGACUGGACCUGUUUGGCUUUGGAAAUACUGAUUUGUCUUAUUUUCUUUAUGCUUCAGGAAUUUAAAAGACUGUUCACAUUGAAUGGGCAUCAAAUGUAUUAUCUCACAUGUCCAAUUGGAAUAUGUAUAUAUUUUUUGUAUCUUUAUAUAAAUAGAAUUAGCUUUUUUUUAUGUUUUUAAGAAAAAUAGAUUUUCACUGAUGGAAAUGCCUGUUUGCUUCUGACUGACUGAUGGGGUGAGAAGACAGUCUGGCUGAUGUCUGAUGCCACUUGUAACAGAUGAAAAGACAUUUUGUUUUCUUACAGUGUUUUUCCACUCACUAGAAAAAGUGAGUGGAUCAUAGCUACUAUGAUAUAUAAUAUUUUUUCUAUUUUGGAAUCUUUCAACUAUUCUUUAGAUUAAUCGAUUAGUUGUGUUAUCUGACAAAUGCAGAAACUGUUUCCCACCGCUGGGGAUGAUUUCUUCAAAAUCACAUUUGAGAACCUGGGACCAGAGAAUGUUCUGCAGCGGUCGAUAAAUAAACCAACACUUUCAGCAUGACUCUGGAUAGUCGAAAGAACAUAGCAAAUUAAGUUGUUCAAGUAAAUGCCUCGAAAGCUUGACAUGUAAAACCACAAACAUUUUUCUAGGGAUGAGAACAAGUUUCAUUUACUAAAUUGGGUGAACUGUCCUUUUAAAUGCUGCCUGUGUGUGGCUGAAUAGUGUUUUGUACCACUAGAUGGCACAGAUGAACUAAAAUCUAUUCAUUAUGUCUUCAGCUGUGCGACUGCACUGUUAACAACACAAGUAGAUCCAUUAUACAGUACAACACAGGCCUCUAAUGUAAUUUCUAAUAGAUUUUCUUAAAGGGGUUUCAUCUUAUUGAACUACGGAAGGUUUUCAGUAAUGCUGAUACUGACGCGGUGCUUGGCGAAUAACAAAAUGUACUUUCUUUUAAACGAACAACUCUACAAACCGAUGGUUUGAUCAGCUUGAUAUUAAGAAAAAACCAUGACAAUCUGAUACUAUGGACACCUUAUGGAUAACGUGCGGAGCUCAAUUCACUUUCAACUGAUCUAAAGGUUUUCAGCCUCACUGUGGAACUGUCAGGUGUUUGCUGAACUGCUGUUUUGCUCCUAGUUGGUCCACGUCAUGAACCCAGCUGACCUCGGCAGCCUGACAGUAUGAUGUGGUGGUAAACUGAAGGUUGAAAAACUCAAGACAGCUUGUUUCUGCCUCUCCUGUAACACACGCACGCACGCACGCACACACAUACACAAACAAACACACUUUUCUUCUUUCAUCCUUUCACACACGCAGUGUGGUCUGGUUUCUACAGCAGUCGGGCUAAACAGAGUCAAAACAGGCAGAUUUAGGCUCAAAUUUAACAAGAGGGAUUACAAAGUGAAAAAACAAGGCAAUAUCUUUUAUCUGUGUAAAAGUAAGUAAAGUGGAUUUAUUUGGAUUUAGGAUUUAUGGCUACACCCCUUUUCAUCAAGGCUUUUAUUAAUGAUAUUUAGGAGACAAACUCCACUAAAGCUGCAAGUGCGACACAAAAAUGUCAACAAUCGCUGUUGUUACUAAAUGUUCAUUUCCAUACGAUGCAUAGUCAUCACGCUCAGCCUAUCGAGCUGCCGCUGUGUCGCGGUUUGGUUUUGUUCUACCCCAUGAUCAAGCAGAUCUUGAAGCUUAUUAAUGAGAGUCUUUGAGAAAUACAUAUUUGAUAGUCAUCAUAUUCAGAGAUGAUAGUGGUGCUUCUUGAGCCUUUACAAUUGUGGCUCAAAUAAAAGACCAAAACAAA
Scophthalmus maximus (turbot) is the source of this 4197-nucleotide messenger RNA. It is a transcript of the gene actr5, whose product is annotated as actin related protein 5. The transcript has 9 exons. The record is from RefSeq and is a predicted model, not a curated record. The coding region runs from base 39 to 1925 and encodes 628 amino acids. NCBI's taxonomy places the organism in Eukaryota, Metazoa, Chordata, Actinopteri, Pleuronectiformes, Scophthalmidae. Gene Ontology annotation, biological process: regulation of DNA-templated transcription. Gene Ontology annotation, cellular component: Ino80 complex; cytoplasm.